Molecule: messenger RNA, 1554 nt
Organism: Rhodamnia argentea
Lineage: Eukaryota; Viridiplantae; Streptophyta; Magnoliopsida; Myrtales; Myrtaceae
Product: protein PHLOEM PROTEIN 2-LIKE A10
Exons: 2
Coding region: 137-1381 (414 amino acids)
Source: RefSeq, a predicted model, not a curated record
CUCUCUCGCGCCUGCAACUUCCGCUAUGUCAUCUGCAGCACCCAGCCACUGGGGUAGCAAUUUCAAUUUUCCCCGUUUUGUUUUGGAGAGCCUGGCGUUCGGUUUUUGGUUGGCUCCAAGGUCCAGGCUUUGAUUCAUGGAUCUGGAGCUUGUGAAGAGGUGCUUGAAUUUCUCUCACAGGAGGAGGAAGCUGUUGAUUUUGUUGGCUGUCUGUGGGGUGUCCAGUUAUGGCGCAUAUAGAGUGUAUCAGAUGCCCUCAGUGGCUAGAAAGAGGAAGAGGGUGAUGAAGCUUUUGGGGGCUGUAACCUCCAUGGCCGAGAUGGUCUCAGAGUCCGCAGAGACCGUCGGUGUCGUCUCGAGGGACCUGAAGGAGUUUCUGCAGUCUGAUUCUGACCAAAUGCCCAAGAGUUUGAGGCAAAUCGCGAAGAUUGCCAAAUCGGACGAGUUCUGCGAGGGCGUGAGUAAGGUCACGGAGGCCUUGACUGUUGGAAUGUUGCGGGCGUAUAAGGGUUACUCGGGAAAUGGAGAGAUAUCACAAGGGAAUCCGGAUAUCACCGACAGGGUUAUGGAUAGGUUCUUCUCGACGGCGGGGUCUGGUUUUGCUUCAGUUGUUGUUGGAAGCUUUGCUAGGAACUUGGUUAUGGGGUUUUAUGCAGCUAGCUCCACAGAUUGUAGUGAAAAUGGAGAUGAUUCGUUGACUGAAUCAAGAUGGGUGAAUGCCAUCUGCAACGACAAGUGCAAGGAGCUCAUGGCUAAUUGCAUCCAAAAGUUUGUUAGCACAGCAGUCGAGGUGUUUCUUGACAAGACGAAGCAUAUCAACACGUAUGAUGAGCUCUUCUCUGGGUUGACAAACCCGAGUCAUCAAGAUAAAGUGAGGGAUGUUCUGGUUACAGUUUGCAAUGGUGCUGUUGAAACAUUCGUAAAAACAUCCCAUCAAGUGUUGACAAGCACAAACUCAUCUUCACCAUCUGGUGGUUCCGUCGGUCAGCAAAGGGAAUGGCCUAACAUGGCAGCCGAUAAGGUCUUUGAUAAAGAAGUUAUUUCAAAGCUCCAGUCUGAGAGAAUAUCCUCUAAUGGAAUUCAAAGGAGUGAAUGGUUGUCCAAAGCUUCGUCUACAUUGGCUGUGCCCAGUAAUAGGAAAUUUGUGCUUGAUGUGACGGGUAGAGUGACUCUCGAAACGAUAAGGUCUGCCCUAGCCUAUCUGUUAUGGAGGCUGUUAGAUGGUAUUAGACAUGGUGUUGAUAUAGUUAGCGAGAAGUUUGUAGACAGGGGACUCCAAGUCAUUAGAUUCUUCGGAGCAAAGUCCCAUGUCAUUGUUACUGUAUGUCUCGCCUUGUAUUUGCAUGUUCAUGGUGGUAGUAGAAUUCUUGUACCUGCUUAGAUUGAUGGUUCUUACCUGUAUCGAGAUGUCCUCUAAGCAUCAAGUAAUGGAACCUCAAAAUGUUCUGUAUACACCCCGAGAACAUGCGGCGCCACACUGUUCUGUAUCCUCCCGGAAAAUAUGGAAGAUUGUUUCAAUUUCAAACUGGAAUGGCUGUGCUCUAUUGUUCGACA